AUGUACAGCCACCGCCGCGACCGCCACCCCCAGCUCUCCUCCCCUCACCAGAGCCCCUUUCCUCCGUCGCAAUAUCCACUCUUCUUUGGCAGGAUGCCCUGUUCUUCACGCUCUUAUCCUCACGAACAGCAGAUGCUCCGGGCUCCUCAACAACGUCCCUUGGCCCACCCAGCGUCGGGCUAUGAUGAAGGAGGCAACAACUUUGAUGACUAUAGUCGCCAGACGCAGUCAUACAGCUACUGGCCAGCCGUCCCCUUGUCUGGGGAAACCACCCAACCUGCCCGUCUCCCAGCUCGCUGCCUGCCCUCCCCGUGGAGAGAUGUACAAAGAGCUAGACUGCAUCGUGAGAGGGGAGAAAGACCAGAGUUACCAAGACCAGAGUUACCUUUCAACAUCCUACCAAGCAUCGAAAACGACGACCGCUCCUCUCUCACCUUCCCGGACCAUCAUAUUCUCACAAGCGACUCCUCCUGGACGUCUCCGCUUACGCCCGCGUCCGACGCAACCAUGUCACGAUCACCUUCCCUCAGCGACGACGGUUCCAUCUCGGACCUGCACCAACGCCGCCGCCCCCGAGACCUAGUCCCCGAUUACGUCUGCUCGACGCCCAGUGUAUCCCCGCUCACCUCCCCAUCCUCAUCCUCAUCCUCAGCUGCAGAGAGCGCGCUCGACCGCCGCGCCACAGCUCGACCCCCAACGCCUCCGCGACGCCGACAGCACGCUCCGUCACCCUCCCUCUCUCCGCCCUCUGUCCCCGGCCAUCCCUCCGCCGCGCCGUUCCGCCUCAGCCGCCAGGCGGGCAACCCGCGACUCCAGGCUAGGGUCCUCGCCCCUCCUCCUUUGCAGGCGUCGCGCGUUGACAACUCCGCGUGGCAACCUCGGCGCUGUCACUGUGGGGAAGGUUUCUGCAGACACCAGGCGGAUGUCAAUGGCGGACGGCUGACGGCUGAGAGGGGGAGGUUUUGCGGGUACUGUCGCGCAUACCAUUGCGCCUGA
This is a messenger RNA of Colletotrichum orchidophilum, 996 nucleotides long. RefSeq lists its product as uncharacterized. The coding region runs from base 1 to 996 and encodes 331 amino acids. The record is from RefSeq and is a predicted model, not a curated record. The transcript has a single exon. Lineage: Eukaryota; Fungi; Ascomycota; Sordariomycetes; Glomerellales; Glomerellaceae.